AUGACUCUUUACAGCCUUGUGUCACUUCGCAGACGUACGUCUCUUUGCAGAUUUACAGCUCUUUGCAGCCUUAGACGUGCAUCUCUUUGCAGAUUUGCGACAGUUUUCAGACUUACGUCUCUUUCCAGCCUUACGUGUCUUUGGAUACUUACGUCCCUUUUCAGUCUUACGUCUCUUUUCAGCCUCAAAUCUCUUUACAGCCUUACGUCCUAUUUCAGCCUUACGUCUCUUUACAGCCUUACGUCCCUUAUCAGCCUCACGUCACUUUACAGCCUUACGUUACUUUUCAGCCUCACGUCACUUUACAGCCAUACGUCCCUUUUCAGCCUUACGUCUCUUUUCAGCCUUACGUCUCUUUUCAGCCUUACGUCUCUUUACAGCCUCACGUCUCUUUACAGCCUUACGUUACUUUUCAGCCGUACGUCCCUUUUCACCCUUACGUCUCUUUACAGCCUUACGUCCCUUUUCAGCCUUACGUCUCUUUACAGCCUUACGUCCCUUUUCAGCCUUACGUCUCUUUACAGCAUUACGUCUUUUUUCAGCCUUACGUCCCUUUUCAGACUUACGUCUCUUUACAGCCUUACGUCCCUUUCAGCCUCACGUCUCUUUACAGCAUUAAGUCCGUUUUCAGCCUUACGUCCCUUUUCAGCCUCAUAUCUCUUUACAGCCUUAAGUCCCUUUUCAGCCUUACGUCCCUUUUCAGCCUUACGUCUCUUUACAGACGAUCGUCUCUUUGUCUACAUCACUGAUCUAUCUAUCUAUCUAUCUAUCUAUCACAUUUGUGUAUAUCUAGCUUAUUAUGAUUCUAUGUAUCUGUUUUUCGCAUAUAAAGUGCUCACUAUCUAUCUAUCUAUCUACCUAUCUAUCUCACCGUGUUUAUACCUGUCUAAAACAAAAUUUCUGUUCUAUGUAAACAAUUUAAUUUAA
Acanthosepion pharaonis is the source of this 927-nucleotide messenger RNA. NCBI's taxonomy places the organism in Eukaryota, Metazoa, Mollusca, Cephalopoda, Sepiida, Sepiidae. The record is from the annotation of a GenBank genome assembly.